Salvelinus namaycush (lake trout) is the source of this 1257-nucleotide messenger RNA. RefSeq names its product wingless-type MMTV integration site family, member 5b (gene wnt5b). Gene Ontology annotation, molecular function: frizzled binding; cytokine activity. Bases 135 to 1247 code for a protein of 370 amino acids. Gene Ontology annotation, cellular component: extracellular region. The transcript has 4 exons. Lineage: Eukaryota; Metazoa; Chordata; Actinopteri; Salmoniformes; Salmonidae. The record is from RefSeq and is a predicted model, not a curated record. Gene Ontology annotation, biological process: canonical Wnt signaling pathway; cell fate commitment; neuron differentiation.
GUCAUCUCUGUGAACCCAGUCAGGAACCCCCCCGCAGCGGAUUACAGAGGUUGUUUUUGAUCCGUCUUUUUCACAGAGGGGGCACUUCUUUCCCGUGUUGGUGUUUGUUGGCGGUGACGGUGGCACACGGGGCCAUGGAGACCAGGACCAGCCGGAGACCGUGCAGCAGCGCCCAGAAACACUUACUGCUGGCGGUCGCUCUCAUCGCAUGCAGCUCGCAUCUACUGGUGGACGCCAACUCCUGGUUGUCGUUAGCGAUGAACCCUAUCCAGAGACCGGAGAUGUACAUCAUCGGGGCCCAGCCUCUGUGCAGCCAGCUGACGGGCCUCUCCCAGGGGCAGAGGAAGCUGUGCCAGCUCUAUCAGGACCACAUGGUCUACAUAGGCGAGGGCGCCAAGACGGGCAUCAAUGAGUGCCAAUACCAGUUCAGACAGCGGCGGUGGAACUGUAGCACGGUGGAUAAUGCAUCCGUGUUCGGACGCGUCAUGCAGAUAGGCAGUAGGGAGACAGCCUUCACCUAUGCCAUCAGUGCAGCAGGCGUGGUGAACGCGGUGAGCAGGGCGUGUCGGGAAGGAGAACUCUCCACCUGCGGAUGCAGCCGCGCCGCUCGACCCCGUGACCUACCGCGUGAUUGGCUGUGGGGCGGCUGUGGCGACAACGUCAACUAUGGCUACCGUUUCGCCCGGGAGUUUGUGGACGCGCGGGAGAGAGAAAAGAACUACCCUCGAGGCUCCACAGAACACACUAGAACACUGAUGAACCUACAGAACAACGAAGCAGGGAGACAGUCGGUGUAUAACCUGGCCAACGUGGCGUGUAAGUGUCACGGCGUGUCCGGUUCCUGUAGUCUGAAGACGUGCUGGCUCCAGCUGGCAGACUUCCGCCGCGUCGGAGAGUUUCUGAAGGAGAAGUACGACAGCGCCGCCGCCAUGCGCAUCGGACGCAAAGGAAAACUGGAGCAGGUCGAUAAACGCUUCAACGUCCCCACCCCGGAGGAUCUGGUCUACACCGACCAGAGCCCAGACUACUGUCUGAAGAACGACACCACCGGCUCCAUGGGAACCCUGGGGAGACUCUGUAACAAGACGUCAGAGGGGAUGGAUGGCUGUGAACUCAUGUGCUGCGGGAGAGGAUACGAUCAGUUCAAGACCUAUAAGCAUGAGAGAUGUCACUGCAAGUUUCACUGGUGUUGUUAUGUCAAGUGUAAGAGGUGCACUUCACUGGUGGAUCAGUUUGUCUGUAAGUAGGGAAGGAAGG